Molecule: messenger RNA, 1974 nt
Organism: Blepharisma stoltei
Lineage: Eukaryota; Ciliophora; Heterotrichea; Heterotrichida; Blepharismidae
Source: the annotation of a GenBank genome assembly
AUGAACAGGUCUUCUCCAAGAAGUAGACUGGCCAAGCUAAAGCUUAUGGUGCAAAGUCCGAAGAACCAAACUCUUAAUCUCAGCACUAUAACGCUUACUAGCAGAAGAGCCAAACAGCAGAAGUCAAUUGAACUCUCAAACUCAGCAGUUAAACGGAGGAUCACCAAAUCGCUAAUGCAACCUUCUAACUCUCUCCUUUUUAUAAAGAAAAACACACUAGUACACUAUUUUUUAAAAAUUUUUAUUGUACUUGUUAUAAAUGAUAAAAUUUUUAUAUUUUCAAUUUUAUUUUAAUUAUAUGAUUGCAAUGUUUCAAAUGCCUUAUAAAUAAACUAUUUUAUAUAUUGUUUUGAUUCUUCUAGCUUGAAAUCAUAAAAUAUGAAUAAAUUAAAACCAUUUCUACAACAAAAGUUAUGCUCAAAUUAAUAAUGACAAAACAGUGUUCGGUAUAGAUAGCUAAGAAUAAGAAGAAAAAUACUUCAUUAUUUGGGCAAAAAGGAGAACUUGUUCUUCCAUUGUUAAUUGAUUCGACAAUCAACUAUAGCAGCAUUUCAGCCCAAAGCACCCACAAAAUAAACAGAAGUCGCAAGAGGAUCUCUAUUCUAAGCUCAGAUUGCAUUGAUUGUGAAAUCCCAGUGACAGAAAAGCAUACACCCAACCUCAAAACCAGGUCAUCAUUUACUGACCCAGUACAAAUUUUCGAAAAUUUAGAUCUGCCUAUCACACCCUCGUAUGCUUUAGAAUUGUUUUCUCCUCAUAUGAGUCUAUGCGAGCAAGGAGAAAUUCUUGAAUACAAAGAAAUAUGGUUUUUAGGCUUAGGAGCCAAAAAACCAAAGCCAAAUUUGAAUGCACCAAAUCAAGGUAUGGACGACGAUAAAGGUGACUAUACUUUGGUGUCCGGAGACCAUAUUGCUUAUAGAUAUGAAAUUAAAGAUGUCCUGGGCAAAGGAAGCUUUGGACAAGUCGUAAAGUGUUUUGACCAUAAGCAGCAAGAAUUUGUGGCAGUAAAAAUCAUAAAAAAUAAAAGAAGAUUCCACAAGCAAGCUGCAAUUGAGGUCAAAGUGCUUGAGCUAAUUAAAGCAAAUGACCCAAAUGACAUAUCGAACGCUAUUCACAUCAAAGACCAUUUUUCUUUCCGCAAGCAUUUGUGCAUAUCUUUUGAGCUGCUGAGCAUCAACCUAUACGAACUAAUGAAAUCUAAUUCAUACCAAGGGUUUUCCCUCAGCUUAAUCAGAAGAUUUGCUUUGCAGCUGCUAUGCUGCUUAAAAUUCAUAUAUGAGCAUAAUAUUGUUCAUUGUGAUUUAAAGCCAGAAAAUAUCCUUUUAAAGCAAAGUGAUAAAUCUGGCAUUAAAAUAAUCGAUUUUGGCUCAGCUUGUUUUGAAAAUGAGAAAAUGUACACUUAUAUUCAAAGCAGGUUUUAUAGAGCUCCAGAAAUAAUUUUGGGUAUUGAAUAUACAAAAGCGAUUGAUAUGUGGUCUUUUGGAUGUGUACUUGCUGAACUUUUUUUGGGAUAUCCACUGUUUCCAGGUGAAAAUGAAGCAGAACAGCUUUUGUGCAUGAUGGAAAUGAAGGGGACUCCGCCUGGGAGCUUAUUGGAAAUUUCAUCGAGAAAAAAUAUGUUUUUCGAUAAUGAUGAUAGGCCAAAAAUUGUGCCAAAUAGUAAAGGAAGAAUGAGGUAUACAAGUAAAUAUUAUUUAUAUAUAUUUAAUUUAUAUUUAAUUAAAUGGGAAGUUGUCGUUAUUUGAUAAGAUAUAUCCAUCAACUAAAAAUUUAGCUGAUAAAAUUAGAUGCAAUGACCCUUUGUUUGUUGACUUAAUAGAAAGUAAAUUUUAUAUAGAAUGCUUGGAUUGGGAUCCAAAAGAAAGAAUUAAGCCAGCUGAUGCUUUACAGCAUCCAUGAAUUCUUGAAAGCAUUAAUGGCUUUAUUAAACAUAAAAGAAGGAGCAGAAGCAAAGGAGAAUGAAUUUCUCAAUAA